Corticium candelabrum is the source of this 1028-nucleotide messenger RNA. RefSeq lists its product as uncharacterized. The record is from RefSeq and is a predicted model, not a curated record. NCBI's taxonomy places the organism in Eukaryota, Metazoa, Porifera, Homoscleromorpha, Homosclerophorida, Plakinidae. The transcript has a single exon. Bases 56 to 922 code for a protein of 288 amino acids.
CACACACACAUAUGUAUAAUAGAAAAUAGAUAAAAAAUAGAAAAUAAGAUAGAAAAUGUCAGCUGUGGCCGGUAAUUCAUCUGAUACGUCAGUUCGUACCUGUUGUCCGCUGUGCCAAUCCCUUCAUCGAGAUGAGACAUCGCUUUUUCAGCAUAUCAACUCGGAACAUGUCUGGCGUCGUUCUUUUCCAAGCGUAGGUUUUCUGGAGGAUCAUGACUGUCGUGUUUGCUCGGCUUGUGGGUUUAUCUACGCACGUCGAUGGAGUAGUUGUCGUAGGUCGCUGGGUGGCGGUCAUUCUCGUUGUUGUGGAAGAAUGGAUGAUCCCGGUAUCUCUCCAUCGCUGUGUGACGCUAGUGGAAAUUAUGGCAGGACUCAGCCUUAUGUUCUGUUAUCUCGUUCUGCUACUGGCCAGAGUCUUGAGUGCAUUGGUGAGAGUGAUUUUCCUACCUCUUCUAUUAUUCCUAUAGCAGAACAACUUGAUCAAAGGUGUGACGAUAGUUUCUUUUCUGCUACUGAAACUAAUGAUAUUGUUCUGACUGGUAUCAAGGCAGCAGCUUUGCUUUCCUCACCGGAUGGAAAAUAUCUUGAUGUUUUCAAUGCUGUCAUGAACGAAAUUUCAACCCUGCCAGUGUAUACUGUUUCUCACAUUCCCAGGUCUGUGCGACCACUUCUCUCUGAAGUAUUGAGUGUGGAAUUACGUCAUGCUUAUGCGGAUGGUCUUUGGGGUUUUGUGAGGCUGUUUAUGUUUGCAAAAAGUGUCCUCAGAGCUCCUUCACGUAGGGGGAGGAAGAAGAGACAUUUGUCAAGUCGUUGUUGUUCAGUCGCCUGCACCAGUGGCGUGAGGGGCAUCUGGUCGAAUUGUGGGAGGAAGCUAGAAACGAUGCAAUGCCUCGUGAGACUACUUGUGAUGGCGACUCCAUAAGAAGAAACAAUGUGCGCAGAGCUAUCAAGCUUGCAGAAGAAGGUCGAUAUAGAGAUGGCAUGCGUUGUUUGGGUUCUCAAGGUUGUGCACCUCAUUCUGAUCCUGA